AUGCGACUACAGCUUCCAGAGGUAGCAAUUGCUACCCUCCUUCUCGGUGAAGUCGGCGCAGUCCAACUUCCCCUGUUGCAAUCCCAGGUUCCCAUCACCUCCGACAAGGAGCUGGUCAGCUCCUCCGCGUUCCAAAGUCACGUCAAAGCCGAGAACCUGUUAAAGAGAGCCAAAGAGCUAUCCAAGAUCGCGGACUUGGGAGAGGAAGAAUACAAUCAUCCGACUCGAGUCAUUGGAAGCAAAGGGCACCUCGGAACCAUUGACUACAUCUAUGCGACGCUUGCUAAGCUGGGAGACUACUACACGAUCACCAACCAGUCCUUCCCUGCCGUCACAGGCAAUGUAUUCGAAUCCCGCCUGGUCCUCGGCGACGAUGUACCCAAAUCGGCGGCACCCAUGGGAUUGACGCCUCCUACCAAGCACAAAGAGCCCGUCCAUGCACCCCUGGUAGCGGUUUCCAACUUCGGAUGUGACGCGUCAGACUUUCCGUCUGAUGUGUCUGGCGCCAUUGCGCUCAUUAGCCGUGGCACCUGUCCAUUCGGUACGAAGUCGGACUUGGCUGGAAAAGCCGGUGCUGUUGCGGCUGUGGUAUAUAACAACGAACCAGGAAGUUUGAGUGGGACGCUCGGUAACCCCACACCGGAUCAUGUUGCUACCUGGGGUCUUUCUGAUGAAGAUGCUGCGCCCAUUCUGGAGAAACUAAAGAAGGGUGAGGAGGUCGAUGGUAUCGCCUACAUGGAUGCCAUCGUCGAGACCAUUCAUACGACCAACAUCAUCGCUCAAACGACCGAGGGCGAUCCCGAGAACUGUGUGAUGCUCGGUGGCCACAGUGACAGUGUCGCCGAAGGACCGGGCAUCAACGAUGAUGGCUCUGGUAGCUUGACACUCCUGGAGCUCGCGACCCUGCUGACUCAAUACCGGGUUAACAACUGCGUGCGAUUCGCAUGGUGGGCUGGUGAAGAGGAAGGCCUUCUCGGAUCGGACUACUAUGUUUCCGUUCUCACUCCCGAGGAGAACCUGAAGAUCCGUUUGUUCAUGGACUACGAUAUGCUUGGUUCCCCGAACUUUGCGUACCAGGUUUACAACGCCACCAAUGCGGUGAACCCGGUCGGGUCUGAGGAGCUGCGCGACUUGUACGUCGAUUUUUAUGAUGCCCACGACCUCAACCACACCUACAUUCCAUUUGAUGGCCGUAGCGACUACGACGCGUUUAUCCGCCACGGUAUCCCAGGAGGCGGUAUCGCCACUGGAGCCGAGGGUAUCAAGACACCGGAGGAGCAGGAAAUGUUCGGCGGUGUUGCCGGCGCCUGGUAUGACCCAUGCUAUCACCAGAUUUGUGAUGUUGUCGGCAAUGUGAAUUUAACGGCAUGGGAGUGGAACACCAAGCUUGUCGCCCACUCAGUUGCCACCUAUGCUAGAUCCUUUGAAGGUUUCCCUAAGCGGACGAAGGAUUCCAUCACUGCUUUUGCUACAGAGCAGAAGAAGUACCACGGGCCCCGGCUCGUACUUUAA
Messenger RNA from Aspergillus bombycis, 1512 nucleotides. RefSeq names its product aminopeptidase Y. The record is from RefSeq and is a predicted model, not a curated record. Gene Ontology annotation, biological process: proteolysis. The transcript has 3 exons. Gene Ontology annotation, molecular function: metalloexopeptidase activity. Bases 1 to 1512 code for a protein of 503 amino acids. NCBI's taxonomy places the organism in Eukaryota, Fungi, Ascomycota, Eurotiomycetes, Eurotiales, Aspergillaceae.